AAUCCAAGAUGGCGGAUUUACGUGUCGGAUUUGUUGGCGGAGGAAACAUGGCUUUGGCCAUUGCUGAGGGCAUUAUGAAGUCAGGAUUUGUGGAGCCAAAGAAUAUUAUUGUCAGUGUUGUUACUGAUAAAAGCGUUGAGAGGUGGCAGAAAUUAGGUUGCAUAGGAACUAAGAGCAAUAAAGAAGUUCUUCAAAGUGCAAGCAUUGUCUUCCUUGCUGUUAAACCUCAUCUUAUYCGAGGUGUUCUAACUGAGCUUAAAAAUGAUUUUACAAGCAAACAUCUGGUGAUAUCRGUAGCUGCAGGACUGAAAAUUCAAGUGUACGAGGAUCACGGUGUAAAGCGCAUUGUGCGAGUGAUGCCAAGUCUUCCAUGUUCUGUACAGAAAGGUGCCUCAGCAUUUGUAUGCGGUAGCAUGGCAACAAGGGAAGAUGCAGCGAUGGUCCAUAAACUGAUGUCAACAACAGGAUAUGUUGAAGAGAUGAAAGAACCAUAUGUUGACAUUAUUGCAUCAUUAAGUGGGAGUGGCUCAGCGUUCGCAUGUCUUGUUAUUGAAUCAUUGGCUGACGGAGCUGUCAAGGCUGGGUUACCAAGACCUAUAGCCAUGAAGUUUGCAGCACUGGCCGUUCAAGGAGCUGGUACUGUUGUGGACCAAUCAGGAAAGCAUCCUGCUCAGAUCAAGGAUGAGACAUGUUCAGCAGGAGGSUCAACUAUCUGUGGCAUCCAUGAGCUGGAGAAAGGUGGAGUUCGGGGUGCUAUGAUGAGUGCUGUYGAAGCUGCAUGUAAACGAUUCGAACAACUAGGCAAUAAAUAAUUAAUGUUUGAUAAGUAAUUAAUGAUUAAUUAAUCAAUUCACAUUUCAUGGAACUGUAGUAAUUGUAGUAUUCAAUAAAUCCAUGAAGUAGUUUGACUACAAAAGUGUGCAAAUGUGUUGAAAAAAGCCUUUAUCAUUUAGUGUGAUAUUGUGCAAUUUUAAUAAAAUGUUUUGCAGAUA
This is a messenger RNA of Exaiptasia diaphana, 992 nucleotides long. Its product is annotated as pyrroline-5-carboxylate reductase 3. Lineage: Eukaryota; Metazoa; Cnidaria; Anthozoa; Actiniaria; Aiptasiidae. The record is from RefSeq and is a predicted model, not a curated record. The transcript is spliced from 5 exons. Bases 9 to 812 code for a protein of 267 amino acids. Gene Ontology annotation, biological process: L-proline biosynthetic process. Gene Ontology annotation, molecular function: pyrroline-5-carboxylate reductase activity.